This is a messenger RNA of Lycium ferocissimum, 1464 nucleotides long. RefSeq names its product glutamate dehydrogenase A. The record is from RefSeq and is a predicted model, not a curated record. Gene Ontology annotation, cellular component: mitochondrion. Gene Ontology annotation, biological process: L-glutamate catabolic process. Bases 204 to 1439 code for a protein of 411 amino acids. The transcript has 9 exons. Lineage: Eukaryota; Viridiplantae; Streptophyta; Magnoliopsida; Solanales; Solanaceae. Gene Ontology annotation, molecular function: L-glutamate dehydrogenase (NAD+) activity.
CCCAAAUUCCCUAUUUUUCAGUUGAUUAACACUGCCUCAUUACCCAUCUAAUUUCAUACCUACAUUAAUACUACUAUAUAAGAGUAGUAUUAUUUCAAGAAUUUAAGAUCAAGAAAAUUCCCAUUUUUUUAUUUUUAUCAUUUUUUACAAUCUUGAUCUACUAUUUUUUUUUUUUUUUUUUGGGUGUUCUUGUUUAGGCAGUCAUGAAUGCACUUGCAGCUACAAAUCGUAAUUUUCGACAAGCAGCUAGAAUUCUUGGAUUAGAUUCUAAACUUGAAAAGAGUCUUUUGAUCCCUUUUAGAGAAAUUAAGGUGGAAUGCACAAUUCCAAAGGAUGAUGGGACGUUAGUUUCCUAUGUCGGAUUUAGAGUACAACACGAUAAUGCUCGCGGACCCAUGAAAGGAGGAAUCAGAUACCAUCCUGAGGUUGAUCUUGAUGAGGUGAACGCCCUUGCUCAACUAAUGACUUGGAAGACUGCUGUAGCAGAUAUCCCAUACGGGGGAGCAAAGGGUGGGAUUGGCUGCAUACCAAAAGAGUUAAGUUUGAGCGAAUUGGAGCGCCUUACACGUGUUUUCACACAGAAAAUUCAUGACCUUAUUGGAAUUCAUACUGAUGUCCCUGCACCUGAUAUGGGCACUAAUGCUCAGACCAUGGCUUGGAUUUUGGACGAGUACUCAAAAUUUCAUGGCCACUCUCCUGCAAUUGUGACCGGGAAACCAGUUGACCUUGGGGGUUCGUUGGGUAGGGAGGCUGCAACAGGGCGUGGUUGUGUUUAUGCUGCAGAAGCAUUACUUGCUGAGCAUGGAAAGCAGAUUAAGGAUUUGACUUUUGCAAUUCAGGGGUUCGGGAACGUAGGAUCAUGGGCAGCAAAGCUUAUUCAUGAGAGAGGCGGCAAAGUAGUUGCAGUUAGUGAUAUCACCGGAGCAGUCAAGAAUCAGAACGGUCUUGAUAUACCGGCUUUGCUUCGUCAUAAAGAAGCAACAGGGAAGCUAAUUGAGUUCAACGGUGGCGAUGUAAUGAGUUCAGAUGAAUUGCUUACACACAAUUGCGAUGUUCUUAUACCCUGCGCCUUGGGAGGAGUUUUGAACAGAGAAAAUGCUGAUUAUGUGAAGGCCAAGUACAUCGUAGAAGCAGCAAAUCAUCCGACUGAUCCAGAAGCUGAUGAGAUUCUGUCAAAGAAAGGUGUUAUAAUACUUCCCGACAUAUAUGCUAAUGCUGGAGGUGUGACCGUUAGUUAUUUUGAGUGGGUUCAGAAUAUUCAAGGCUUUAUGUGGGAUGAAGAGAAGGUUAACCAGGAGCUUAAAAAGUACAUGACAAAAGCCUUCCAUAAUCUCAAAAACAUGUGCCAGACGCACAAUUGUAAUCUUCGAAUGGGUGCCUUCACAUUGGGGGUGAAUCGCGUUGCGCGUGCCACACAAUUGAGAGGUUGGGAGGCGUAAUUAUAUUCGCCUAUGUUGUUGCAGC